AUGAGUGAAGAGACUGUCCCCGAGGCUGCCUCGCCGCCGCCGCCCCCGCAAGGGCAGCAGUAUCUGGACCGCUUUUCUGAGGACGACCCUGAGUACCUGCGCCUCCGCAGCCGCGCGGCGGACCUGCGGCAGGACUUCAACCUGAUGGAGCAGAAGAAGCGCGUCACCAUGAUCCUGGAGAGCCCCUCUUUCAGGGAGGAACUGGAAGGCCUCAUCCAGGAGCAGAUGAAGAAGGGGAACAACUCCUCCAACAUCUGGGCCCUGCGGCAGAUCGCGGACUUCAUGGCCAGCACCUCCCACGCAGUCUUCCCAGCAUCUUCCAUGAACUUCUCCAUGAUGACGCCCAUCAAUGACCUCCACACAGCUGACUCCUUGAACCUGGCCAAGGGGGAGCGGCUCAUGCGGUGCAAGAUCAGCAGCGUCUACCGUCUCCUAGACCUCUAUGGCUGGGCCCAGCUGAGUGACACCUACGUCACGCUGAGAGUCAGCAAGGAGCAGGAUCACUUCCUGAUUAGCCCUAAGGGAGUUUCUUGCAAUGAAGUCACCGCAUCCAGCCUGAUCAAGGUGAACAUCCUGGGAGAGGUGGUGGAGAAGGGCAGCAGCUGCUUCCCAGUGGAUACCACAGGCUUCUGUCUACACUCGGCGAUCUACGCUGCCAGACCUGAUGUGCGCUGCAUCAUCCACCUGCACACGCCGGCCACGGCAGCCGUGUCAGCCAUGAAGUGUGGCCUCCUGCCUGUCUCCCACAAUGCCCUGCUGGUGGGGGACAUGGCCUAUUAUGACUUCAAUGGUGGGAUGGAGCAGGAAGCGGAUCGAAUCAGCCUGCAGAAGUGCCUUGGACCCACCUGCAAGAUCCUGGUGCUAAGAAAUCAUGGAGUGGUUGCUCUAGGUGACACCGUGGAGGAGGCGUUUUAUAAGGUCUUCCACCUGCAGGCUGCAUGUGAGAUACAGGUCUCUGCCCUGUCCGGCGCCGGGGGAGCGGAGAACCUCAUCCUCCUGGAGCAGGAGAAGCACCGACCCCACGAAGUGGGCUCCGUGCAGUGGGCAGGGAGCACCUUCGGGCCUAUGCAGAAGAGCCGGCUGGGGGAGCACGAGUUUGAGGCCCUCAUGAGGAUGCUGGACAACCUAGGUUACAGAACAGGCUACACGUACCGCUACCCCUUUGUUCAAGAGAAAACCAAACACAAAAGUGAGGUGGAGAUCCCAGCCACCGUCACAGCCUUCGUGUUUGAGGAGGACGGCGCCCCGGUGCCCGCCCUGCGGCAGCAUGCCCAGAAGCAGCAGAAGGAGAAGACCCGUUGGCUCAACACGCCCAACACCUACCUGCGGGUCAAUGUGGCUGAUGAGGUUCAGAGGAGCAUGGGCAGCCCCCGGCCCAAGACCACAUGGAUGAAGGCUGACGAGGUGGAGAAAUCCAGCAGUGGCAUGCCGAUACGGAUUGAAAACCCAAACCAAUUUGUGCCUCUCUAUACCGACCCCCAAGAAGUGCUGGACAUGCGGAACAAGAUUCGAGAACAAAACCGACAAGACGUGAAGUCGGCAGGGCCUCAGUCCCAGCUCCUGGCGAGUGUCAUCGCUGAGAAGAGUCGAAGCCCGUCUACAGAGAGCCAGCUGAUGUCCAAGGGCGAUGCAGAUACCAAAGACGACUCAGAGGAGACCGUGCCCAACCCCUUCAGCCAACUCACUGACCAGGAGCUGGAGGAAUACAAGAAGGAGGUGGAGAGGAAGAAACUAGAACUUGACGGAGAGAAAGAAACCACUGCAGAGGAGCCUGGCUCACCUGUAAGGUCUGCACCAGCUUCUCCAGCACAGAGUCCAGCGAAGUCAGAGACAAAGAGCCCCGCGGUCUCUCCCUCCAAGUCUUUAGACGAAGGUGCUAAGAAGACAGAAACAAGCAAAGCCACCACAGAGCCUGAAACAACACAGCCAGAAGGAGUGGUGGUCAACGGGAGGGAGGACGAGCAGACCACAGAGGAAAUUCUCAGCAAAGGCUUAAGCCAGAUGACCACCAAUGCCGACACGGAUGUUGAUACCUCUAAGGACAAAACCGAGUCGGUCACCAGCGGCCCCAUGUCCCCAGAGGGCUCACCUUCCAAGUCUCCCUCCAAAAAGAAGAAGAAAUUCCGAACCCCAUCCUUCCUGAAAAAGAGCAAAAAGAAGGAGAAAGUGGAGUCCUGA
Molecule: messenger RNA, 2178 nt
Organism: Neomonachus schauinslandi (Hawaiian monk seal)
Lineage: Eukaryota; Metazoa; Chordata; Mammalia; Carnivora; Phocidae
Gene: ADD2
Product: adducin 2
Exons: 14
Coding region: 1-2178 (725 amino acids)
Biological process (GO): barbed-end actin filament capping
Cellular component (GO): cytoskeleton; plasma membrane; postsynaptic density
Molecular function (GO): actin filament binding
Source: RefSeq, a predicted model, not a curated record